AUGCCGUACGUGGACCGUCUGAACCGCGUGUGUGGCUUCCUGGACAUUGAAGAGAAAGAGAACAGCAGCCGUUUCCAGAGGCGUUACUUUAUCCUGGACACACAGGGGAAUGCUUUGCUGUGGUACAUGGACAACCCUCAGAACCUGCCCAGUGGAGCAAGUUUUGUUGGCAGCCUAAGACUAACAUACAUUUCGAAGGUAAAUGAAGCUACAGGGAAGCAGAAGCCAAAGACAGAGUUCUGCUUUGUCAUCAACGCAGUAUCCCGAAGGUACUUCCUCCAAGCCAAUGAUGUGACAGACAUGAGGGACUGGGUCACUGCUCUCAACCAGGCUAGCAAGAUUACUGUCCCCAAGUCUGGUCCUGCACCUCCAAGAUCUGAUGUGGCCGCAUUUAUCAGUGACAUUUAUGGAGGGGGGAAGCAGCAGGCAUACAAAACUGAGAUCCACGGGGGUGUAGUGGUGCACACUCCCAUUCUGAAUGAGGGCAACAAGCCUGGUGUGCUGCGGUUCGGCUACUGUGUAAAACAAGGCAACGUUAGAAAAAGCUGGAAGAGACGCUUUUUUACCCUCGAUAACAAUGCAGUCAGUUACUACAAGUCUGAGAUGGACAAAGAGCCUCUGCGAGCCAUUCCCCUCAGGGACAUUCAGAAAGUUCAUGAAUGCCUCGUCAAGUCGGGAGAGCUCCUGCAGAGAGACAAUCUGUUUGAGAUCAUCACCGGAUCCCGAACAUUCUACAUACAAACUGACUCUCCAGAGGAUAUGCAUGGCUGGAUCAGGGACAUCGAGAUGAAGAUUCAAGACUUUCGAGGUCCUACCAAGGGAUUUUCAUUCAAACGAGGUUCAUCUCUCUAUCGAAGUCACAACGCUUCUGCAAGUCGAAGUCAUCAGACCGUCGAAAAGCGGCCUACUCUUGUCAAAUCGUGCUCUAUUGCACCGGGUUGGCAGCCGUGGACACCUAUCCCUGCAAAUGAGGCCUCUAUUUUGGAUGCGGAGGACAAUGACAAUGCUUUUAGCCCUGUUCCUACAAUGGCCUCGCUGUCUUCCUCUCCUAACUCUUCCUCCACGUCUUCCUCCUCCAACUCUCUCUCAACCCUAGCCUCAUACCCCAGCGUGCCCAGUAGUGGAUUGGGCAUCCUCACGGCCUCAGGAGACGUGGCAUGCGGGCGUCGGAGGCAUCGCUCGCAGCCUCAGCCUCACACGGGCUGCAUGUUCCCAUUCAGCUUGGAUGAUGACAACAUUCGUACCACUGAUGUCUAG
This is a messenger RNA of Nerophis lumbriciformis (worm pipefish), 1257 nucleotides long. NCBI's taxonomy places the organism in Eukaryota, Metazoa, Chordata, Actinopteri, Syngnathiformes, Syngnathidae. The record is from RefSeq and is a predicted model, not a curated record.